Messenger RNA from Glycine soja, 1052 nucleotides. Its product is annotated as chitinase 10-like. The record is from RefSeq and is a predicted model, not a curated record. Gene Ontology annotation, molecular function: chitinase activity. The transcript has 2 exons. NCBI's taxonomy places the organism in Eukaryota, Viridiplantae, Streptophyta, Magnoliopsida, Fabales, Fabaceae. Gene Ontology annotation, biological process: cell wall macromolecule catabolic process; chitin catabolic process; carbohydrate metabolic process. Bases 39 to 884 code for a protein of 281 amino acids.
GUAAAAUCUAACUGAACUUGUUCCUUUUUCUUUAGCAAAUGGCAUUCUUAUUCUUCCCCUCUAAGGGUAUCUUUCUCUCUAGCUUUUUGUUAUGCUUUGCUAUUCUGUCUUUGGGAGCUGAAGCUCGUAGAUCACCAUCACCCAUCUCUUCUCUCAUUAGCAAAGAGCUUUUUGAUUCCAUUUUCAUCCACAAAGAUAACAAUGCAUGCCCUGCCAGAAACUUCUACACCUACGACUCCUUCAUCAAUGCAUCCAAACGCUUCCCAAGAUUUGGCACCACUGGUAGUCCAGCCACACGCAAGCGUGAGAUUGCUGCCUUUCUUGCUCAGAUUUCACAUGAAACCACAGGUGGGUGGGCUACUGCACCUGAUGGACCCUAUGCUUGGGGAUUGUGCUUCAAGGAAGAAAUUAGUCCUCAAAGUAACUAUUGUGAUUCCACCAACACACAAUGGCCUUGUUAUCCAGGACAAAGUUACAAAGGCAGAGGACCAAUUCAACUCUCAUGGAACUACAACUAUGGGCCAGCAGGGAAGGCUUUGGGAUUUGAUGGGUUGAGAAACCCGGAUGUGGUGUCAAACAAUUCAUUGAUUGCCUUUCAAACAGGUCUCUGGUUUUGGAUGACAGAGCAAAAGCCCAAACCUUCUUGCCACAAUGUAAUGGUUGGAAAAUAUGUGCCAACACAAGCUGACAUAGCAGCUAAUCGAACUAAAGGGUAUGGCCUAGUGACUAACAUAAUCAAUGGUGGACUUGAAUGUGGAAUUCCUGAUGAUUCAAGGGUGAAUGAUCGGAUUGAAUACUUUAAGAGAUAUGCAACCUUGUUUAAAGUAGAUACAGGACCUAACUUGGAUUGUGCAUAUCAGAAGUCUUUCCAAACUGUAGCUUAGCUUUUUUCUUUCCUGGUGUAUUUUUUCUUUUCUUUUCUGUUAUAAUUUCUCUGGCAUAGAUUUAACAAUAAUGUACUGAAAGCAUAUACGAUAUACCUAGUUAGUGGCAUUUUCCCUUUGUAAUUUAUUUCUACAAGUCUAUGAAUACGAAGCUUUAUGAUGCACCUA